UCGCUAUGGCCGCGUCCCCAGAUUGACGCAGGAUUUAUAUAUGUAUAUAUACGAAGUUUACGAAGUUCUUUAUGCGAUGAGAAGUUGUUUAGGGGAAGACCUCCCGGUUGUGUGAUGGAUGUUGCAGCGAGGUGAAGUGACUGUGUGACGUCACGUUUUCCUCCAAGCGAGAGACUUUUCGGGUUUCGAGUUCAUUUUGGGGUAAAAAGACCCAAUUUUUUUUAGUGAAACUGGUCUGGUCUUAAUUUCUAUAAAGGAAAUUACACAAUUUUAAAAAGGUGAUUACUUACUAUUUAAAAAAAAAAAAGAUUACAAGCUUCACACUUUUAAAGGUUAUCACUUACUUUUAAAAAAGAUUACAUGCUUGUAAAAAAGCAGGUUACUACACACUUUUUGGGAAGCUUUUUAAAAAAAGUGUUUGAGGUUAAGAAUCCAUUUUAUGUGAAGUGAAACUGAAAGGAGAUUACACUUCUCGAUUGAACUUAUUUUUUAGAAGUUGAAGUGUUUAAAGAAAUAAGAAAAAAAAAAAGACGUGAUUUAGAGGCCGAUAAAAACGACAACUUUAUCACAUUCAGACCAGAUCAAUCCGUAGAUGUAAGGUGUGAUGCUAAAUAUCCCAUCUGUGAUAACUGAAAGACUGCAGAAGACUUGAGUCUGCACUGUAUUCACAAUUGGAUUUAGGACGAGCUUGUACAGAAGGAAUUUUGACCCCUGUAGAAUUGGACGAGAGGCGAGGAAUUUGGGAAUUAUCUGAAGCCCCCCGUGAUGGCCCAAGGCAUACCUUGCAGCACUGAUUGGUAACCUGCCUUCAGACACCCAAGAUGCCAGGGAAUGUGCGAUACGCAAGCUAUGGGGCCAACAACAGCAAUGCCCCUUCGAGGACGAAGUCACUCGAUUGCCUUGCAGAUAAAAAUGACAAAACAAAUGAGUACAUACCCUCCAGAAUUACCAGAAUGGCCCCCAAAGCAAAUGAGACUGCCAUGCAGUUUGUCAAGCCACCACCAAUUUAUCCCAACCACUUGUACCAGCAGUCGAAGACUGGGCCAGCAAACCUCUACAAAACUGCGACAGAGCAGAUCAAGAAGGCGGAAGCAGUGAAGGCGAUGAGGAAGCACCUAAUAGCAGAGGAGGAAGAAUGGCAAGAACAGCCCUCCUUCUCCUCCUCAUCCUCAUCCAAGAGCCCGUACGAUGAAGACACAGACUGGCAGUCGAAUCUUGAUAAAUGGAAGAGCUCACGACGGAAAAGGAAUGAAGAAGCUCUUGAAAGAGUGAUAGAAAUAAAGAAAAAUGAACAGGAAGAAGAAUUUAGUCGCACCAGACGGAAGAGUAAAACAUUCAGCGAAAUGAGAGAGGACAAGACCAAAAGAGGUCGAAGAUACAACUUGGUGGUUCAUGAUGAUGAUAAUAAUGAUUUAGCAGAUUUGGGACUGAGCUCUGCUAAGAGCACGUCUUCUCUAAAUGACCCCCAUGAAGAGAAUGACGUUAAAGAUCUCGAUCAAGACAACAAAGAUGCAAAGAGUGAUGCCGGAUUCUGCACAGGAUCUGACACUGGUAGUGAUGGAGUGUUUGCUGAGGACAACAUCAGUGAUACAUCCUCAGCACUUGGUGAUAAAAAAGAAGCCCAUGACUCUCUCCUGGAUUCAGGGUUGACAAAGGAUGAUGAACCUCACCUCAAUGGCCACAGUUCUGGCUUAACUACAGAUAUCCUGCAAGCCAAUACUGCUUCAAUUAUAAGCUCAGAUGAGUAUACAUAUGACAAGGCCAUUGAGGGCUACAAACAGUAUGCUGAAAAUAGUGCCAAAAGAAGAACGUCAAGCAUAACAAGUCUCAACAGCAACACAAGCUACACAAAAGAUGAUGAGAGAAAAGAUGAAAAGUUUAGAGUAAACAAUCGAUCACCCAGUCCAGUAAAGAACAACAAAUUAGAAGAUAAACUGAAUUACUUUUCGAGAGAAAUGGAAAAUCAGUUUAGAUCAAGCCCUGAGCCUAAGGUCAUAAUGAGAGAAAAGUCGCCAAAAGUUGACAUAUGUAAACGAAGGUCCAUGUUUGAAAUGAAUGUAUCCGUCUCAGUUCAGUGUACAAAAGAGCAGAAGCAAGUCCACAGAAGAUCACUUGAUGUGUCCAAUUCGUUACGCAACAAAGUGGCGUCUUUCGAGAACUUAGAGACUGAAUCGCCAAGAGCUCGUAGCAUCACACCGAAUCGAGAUACUAGCUUGAAAAGUAAAGUAGCCUCAUUUGAAAACCUUGAAGUUCAGACUCCUAAAGUACGUGGAAUAACUCCACCUCGUGAUACAAAAUUCCAUGAAAAACUGGCAACCUUUACAUCAUCAGAAAUUGAGUCACAGCCAGUUCACAAAAAGACACCAGAGAGAGAUGUUAAUUUCCAUAAAAAGCUUGCAUCAUUUACUAGUAUCGAGAAUGGGGAGGAGGAUAAAGUUCGAGAACGAAAGACCAUUCCUGCCAGAGAUCCAAUGCUGAAGAACAAGAUUGCAUCAUUUGAACAACUUGAACAGGCAGCAGAAGUUUCAAAGCCAGCUCCGGUCGAGGUGUCACAGAAGAGUCGAGAAAGAUCUGUCAGCUUGGAGAAUCUGGAUGAACCACAAGUUAAGGAGGUAAUGCGUCCCGCUGUUUCCGUUGGGAACGUGGGUCACCUGAGUUGUUCCCCGCCAACAUCAUUUAUGGUGGUGAAUUUAGAGGGUACUGGGGUUGAAGAAGUUUGUUUAAGGCGAGCUAAGCCAGUGAUGAAUGCUGAGCCAGAUGCUGCUAGUUCCCAGGACGAGACAAAACGCUCUACUAUUUAUGAAACUGUAGAGAAGUGCCAAGUAACAAGAGAUGUUGACUCAGCACCUAUGUAUUCAAUAUUCCAGUACCUCAGCCCUGAGGUCAAUGCCCAAGUGUUUGAAAUUGCUUCAAAGCUUGAAGAGACACCACUUGUCGGUUCUCCCGUACUCAAGGCUCCCACUCUUCCUCUGCCUGUACCUCCAACACAAGAAGAAGACUCACUAGAGACCUCUAAACCUUACACUGAUGAUGAUAUCAAUGAGGUAAUCAGUGAUUAUGAACAAGUCGGUGGAUCGUAUGAGGAUUCAUCAGACCAUGCAGAGAAUAUUUAUGAGAAUAUAACAGAUGAACCCAUGUAUGAAAACAUUUACGAAAAGGUAAAUGACGAGAGCAACUCAAAUUCCGAGAGUGAGCCUCUCAAUGAGCCCCACCACUACCAGACUCUAGAGGAAGUGAGGGAGGAGGUCAAAGCCACUGCUGCCGAGGAAGUCAAGGCUCCUCCAUCUCCUGAGCCACCAGCUCCAAUGCCUCAGGCUCCUGUAGAAGAACCUCCUGUUGUUGAAGCCCCAGAGGUGCUAGACGUGACGUGGACGGACGGCCCCUCCUCCCAGGCGGCCCCACCCUCGGAGCCUCCUCCCCCCCCUCCCCCUGAUGACGAUUCAGACGAAGAUGCAUCUGAUCAGCUGCAGAGUCUUCCAGCUCAGGAGGAGGAUGCUGCAUUCACACGGGAAAAUUCAACUCGUCGGAUCAAGAAGGAAAUCUGGAGGCGAAGAUCAGACUUCCUUGGGACUUCGUCACAGUACAUUGAGGAAGAACCUACAGUGAAACCUCCUCCAGACCUCAGUGAAUUUUUGAGGAAGGAGAGAGAGGUUGAUCGUGUGUUAUUGGAAUCCCAGCAGUCGAAGAUUUCAAACAAAGAGAGACUUUUACCUCAAGACUGCGUGUUAGUGAAUGAAACAUUGUACUGGACUGUUGGCAUUUAUAUGCCGAGAUCCUAA
This is a messenger RNA of Macrobrachium nipponense, 3779 nucleotides long. RefSeq lists its product as uncharacterized. The coding region runs from base 822 to 3779 and encodes 985 amino acids. The record is from RefSeq and is a predicted model, not a curated record. NCBI's taxonomy places the organism in Eukaryota, Metazoa, Arthropoda, Malacostraca, Decapoda, Palaemonidae. The transcript has 18 exons.